Messenger RNA from Nanorana parkeri, 2479 nucleotides. It is a transcript of the gene ZNF408, whose product is annotated as zinc finger protein 408. Bases 68 to 2455 code for a protein of 795 amino acids. NCBI's taxonomy places the organism in Eukaryota, Metazoa, Chordata, Amphibia, Anura, Dicroglossidae. The transcript has 5 exons. The record is from RefSeq and is a predicted model, not a curated record.
GGACCAUUUCCGGUGUGACUAUAAAGCCGAAUGUUUACUUCCUGUGGUGGGGCUGUUGGCAGGUUGUAUGAAUUCAUCGGUCUCCGUCCAGCCUGUGCAGUGCACAGGGGAUGCUGUCCGGCAGGCUUUAUGCAGCUUACCCCGUGGCCUGGCCCUGGGCCCCUCUUUGUCACAGGGGGAGGGCCUGGGCUUGUGGUGUGUUGGUGAUCAUUUGCCCGCUGGUUCAUACCUUCCUCCCCACAGGCCUGAAACUGAAGAUAGCUUAUCGGAUAUUCAGGAAAACCUAACUGCAUCGCUACAAGAAACUGUACUUAAGUGGGUGAGGUUUGUGAGAAGCAGCCCGAAACAGGAGAAUGUGAGAUUAUGCAGACUCAGCGGGAGUCUGCAUCUUCAGGUCAUCUCACCAAUCCAGCCAGGUUCAGAACUGCUAUUUUCACAGGAAGACAAUGGAAGUUGCACUAAAGAAACUGAACAUAUCAAUGAACUGAAAAAGGAAACUAUUCCCUCCACCCAAGCUGCAUGGAGUGACUCCAUCCCCAAAGACUCUGUCCAGUACCCAGUGGAGACUCAAGGUGAUGAGUUACCAAAAGUUACCAAAGAAAUAUCCAUCACAUUAUCAUCCCCACAACCUGAGGAACUGGUUGUAACACCACAUCCAAAGGGAUCUUCUUCUAUAGGGACCCCAGAGAUUGAGAGGACAGAGCCAGCAGUGACACCAGAAGAGGAAGCAAUGUCACCACCUGCACCAGAGCCAGAAGGAGCCAAACUGUCACUUAGUGCAGACCUUCCAAAGAAUAUCUCAACAUGUACUGCCAUGGAGGAGACCGCUCCUGAACAGAGUAGUGCAAUACAGAGCCAGGAUACAGAUCCUACCGAUGUUACUCACACAGACGAUAUGAAGGAAGAGGCAGCGAGUGAGAACAAAUCAUUGAACUGCAGCCAGGAUGAGACAAAAUGUCAGGCUUCUAGUAACUUUGUAUCCAGGUCCAGUACAGUUUUUGUGGGGGAGAACAAGACCAGGAAUGCAGAAAGUAAAAAGAAGACUACUGAGAGAGGAGAGAGCAAACUAAGGGGAAGCAAAGCAAAUGUAGAUGUUGGCUCAGCACAGACGACAGCUCCAAGUAAGGCAGUGAAGCGGAGGUGCUCCCCUGGUUCAGUAACAAACAGUGAUAUCCCCGCUAAGAUCUCCAGACUAGAAAGAGAAGAUGUUUCUAAAGAUGUAAAGGAGGAGACCGUUAGCAAGAGGACGAAACUAAAGGCAACACCAGAACGCAAGUUCCAUUGUCCAGACUGCAAUAAAAGCUUCAGCCAGAUAGGCCAUCUACGACGGCACAGUUUUAUCCACAGCGGCCACAAACCAUUCCUGUGCACAGAGUGUGGCAAAGCCUACUGCUCGGAGGAGAGCUUCAAAGCUCACCUUCUAAGCCACCAGGGCGUCCGUCCUUUUAAAUGCUCACUCUGUGAUAAAGCAUACGGCACACAACGUGACCUGAAAGAGCAUGCUGUGCUGCACACAGGUCAAAGGCCCUACCGCUGUGAGGACUGCGGGAAAAGCUUUGCCCGGCGACCCACUUUACGCAUCCACCGUAAGAAUUACUGCACACCAAGGACUGACGAGACAAAAACUCCUCUCAGUUGCACUGUGUGCAACAAGCAGCUCGCCAACAGCUGCUCGCUGCGCAACCACAUGCUCGUACACACAGGGGAAAAACCUUACACGUGUCCAGACUGUGGCAGUUCUUUCCGUCACAAGGGUAAUUUACGGAUACACCAGCGCCUACAUACUGGCGAAAAGCCCUACAAGUGCCAGUUCUGCGGCGAUUCGUUUCCCCAGCAGCCCGAACUGAAGCGGCACUUAAUCCUGCACACAGGGGAAAUGCAUUUGUGUACCGUCUGUGGCAAGGCGUUAAAAGACCCCCAUACUCUGCGCGCCCACGAGCGCCUUCAUACAGGCGACCGCCCAUUCGUGUGUCAGUAUUGUGGAAAGUCCUACCCCAUGGCCACCAAGCUCCGGCGCCACCUAAAAUCCCACCUGGAGGAAAAACCAUUCCGCUGCCACUUAUGUGGCAUGGGCUAUAAUCUGCAGCACAGUUUGAAGCGCCAUUUGCGCGGCCACAGACAUGACGAACUGAAAGCGGAGGAUGGCACUGCUGAGUCGGCGGUAGGCAGCGAGACGGAGCACACGCUAGUUUUGCUUCAGUUAGUUGAGCCAGAAGACGUUGCCGAGAGCUCAAACAGGAUACUCAUUACAGACUUCACAGGGAGCUCUGAAGCAGGUCAUUCCCACAAUCCCCCAACAUUGCUUCUUCCAUUGAACUCUGAGACAUUAGAAGUCUCUACAGACCCCAAUCACAGUGGUGGAAUCCUGCACAGGGACCAGUGCCCUGGCAUUAUACUGGUUCCCCAGGCAGUGGGAUUCAGCACUGUGGUGGAGGAGAUAGAGGUUGAAUUAUGAAUGUCGUGUAUGGAACUUGUCUGU